This is a messenger RNA of Bactrocera oleae (olive fruit fly), 4926 nucleotides long. Lineage: Eukaryota; Metazoa; Arthropoda; Insecta; Diptera; Tephritidae. The record is from RefSeq and is a predicted model, not a curated record.
AAUAAAUAAACAAAACACAAGAACUAAAAUUGAAAAUAACAAAACAUAAAAAAAUUAAAACAAAAACACAUGGAGGCGAAGAUUGAAAUAUUUAAGUUUAUUGAAAUUACAGUUUCUUAAUUAUAAAAAAAAACAAUAAAAGAUAAUUUAAAACACAAGCUAUACUGUGCGUUUCUCUUUCGUGGUGGUAAAGGCGUAAAUAUUAUAUAAAUUAAUGGUAAAUAUUAGCAUUUUAUAAUUUUCUUCAAAAGUUCCUCAUUAACAACGAGCAUCAUAUCAAAAACAAAUUGUGAGUUACAGGUUAAAUGCAGCAUUGAGGCCACGUUUAGAUAUUUUAGUUCCACCAUACACUAGUAACAUAAUUGGCAAGUAGACCAAAGGAAUAUUUCGAAAUAUGUUUUUUUCUUUCAAACACGUACGACCGCCGCGGUGUAGUGCUUAGGGGUAUUUACAUUACCCAGUUUUGAUUGUUUAAUAGUUGGCGCCAACGGUAGGUAAUGCUAACCUUUUAGUGCAUUUCUGUUAAGAAAAGGAUUCGCAUAAAAAAUAUUAGUCGUUCUGAGCCGGUUUGAAACUUAUAAGAUCCACCUUGCAUCUAAUAACAUUCAGGCAUAGUUGCAUAUUUACUAGCGGAGCUAUACAUGUUUUUAUCAAAAUAUUUCACUUACAUACUGAUUUCCCAUUUAAAGAUAAAGUGUUAUAUAUGUACGAUAAAAUCACAAAAGAAAUGCAUAUCAGAUGGAGGCAAGUUGCACGGAAGUUGUUAUGAAAACGCUUUACAAUUCGAAGAUGACACCCAUACCAUAGUUGUUAGUUUUUAACCUACUAAUCUAUUAUGAUUACGCGUGCCACACUUGCUGUUACUUAUAUGUCAUUACAUUUUUAAUAAAUUUGCAAACGCCAUAUGCUAUAAUGGGUCUCGUUACCGUAAAGGCUGUUACAUACUGAUCUAUUACGUUAAAAAAAAAAAUUGAAAAUAGUAGCAAAUUUAGUAAGCAUUUACAUGCAUAUAUCCUUCCGUCAUUCCAGCGGCUUGUUUUUAGAAGAGUAGGCAAAACCCGGCAUAUGGCUUACUAAAUGUUCUAACUAACAAAAAAGUAUUUUAUCUGCUAUAUAAGCUAUUUAUAAGUAAUUUUUCAUUCUGCCACGAUACAAUUGUUACAAAACUAUUAUAAUAUAUGUACAACAAAAGAAUUCGCAAAAACAAACAAAGCGAAUUCAGAGCGCUUACUAUGUCAAAUUAGAAAUUGUUUACAAGGCGAAUUCAAUCUGUUUACUUUUCAAAGUUUUCAGUGCCGGUUGUUGUGCAUAUUGAGUGAAUUUCGUCAAAUAGUUGUGACUUUAUAAUUAAUAAUUAUAAGCUAGUUAACAAGAAUGGCGCAGUGCUGAACUAAUUUAAAAAAAGAGGAGUCCGUAAGAGGCCACCUUUGCAGAAUUAAAAAUAAUGAGAGGCGGAAGGUAUUGUGCAUCUAUGGCUACUUCAAUUCUCGCGCCGCUUGCAAGCCGUUAAAGUGGAUAUAAUGGAUUUAGGCUAUGCGCACACGAGUUGUUUACCCUAUUUGUUGUGUUUACGCUAAACGCAAUUGUCAACUAUGCAGCGCUCCAAUCGAUAAAGGUCACCUUGAAACGUCAAAUUGUGUCACCUUGGUUGCUGCUGAGCGGGCAUACAAAACGAGAAUUUACCCUUUUCUUCGCUAAAUUUCGCAAAUUUUGGAUAACUUUUCGUAAUUGUUGUAUCGAGUGACUCAAAGCGAAGCAGUUCCAGUGAGUGCUAAAAGGCAUAAGCCAACGUACGUGCCUCCAAAUCUCAAUACUUCGGUGUGUGCUAAACGGUUAUAAGCGGCGAAUGCAAUCUGUGUACCAGAGAGUAAUAAAGAGUUGAUGAGCAGUCUUAAAUCUGGACUCUUUCGCUAUACUCCAGUGUAAUAAAUAGACCGUUGAAAUUGAAAUAUAGUUUAAAAUACUCAUAGUAUAUAACGCGCUUUACAAUAUAACUGAAAUUCGUGUACGAAUUCAGAGCAUAAAUUAUUUAAUAUUGUUUAUUCAAUUUAAUUGAAAGCAAAGGAGUAAGCGAAAAAAUGCCAAACGAACGUUUCAUUGAGCGUGGCUCACAUAAGGGCAAGGGACUUGCCGUUUUUACCAGUGGUGGCGACUCACAAGGCAUGAAUGCCGCUGUGCGUGCGUGUGUGCGCAUGGCAAUCUACUUGGGAUGCAAGGCCUACUUCAUUCGAGAAGGCUACCAGGGCAUGGUUGAUGGUGGGGACAAUAUUGUCGAAGCUAACUGGUCAUCUGUGUCUUCGAUUAUUCAUCGUGGUGGUACCGUUAUUGGUUCAGCACGUUGCGCUGAAUUCCGCGAACGUGCCGGUCGUCUAAAGGCCGCAUUUAAUUUGAUUCAAAAAGGAAUCUCCAACUUGGUUGUCAUUGGGGGCGAUGGUUCUCUUACUGGUGCUAAUUGCUUCCGUAACGAGUGGUCCGGUUUGUUGGAUGAGCUGCUCGAGUCCAAAAAAAUUACACCCGAGCAACGCAAAAAGUUCGACGUGUUACAUAUUGUCGGCAUGGUCGGUUCCAUUGAUAAUGACUUUUGCGGCACCGAUAUGACUAUUGGGACCGAUUCGGCUCUACAUCGCAUCAUUGAGGCUAUCGACGCCAUUGUGAGCACCGCCUACUCACAUCAACGUACAUUCAUUAUGGAAGUCAUGGGCCGUCAUUGUGGUUAUUUAGCCAUAUCGGCGGCUUUAGCUAGCGAGGCUGAUUUCAUAUUUAUACCCGAGGAGCCGGUCCCUGUUAACUGGCCCGAUAAAUUGUGCAAAAAAAUACUGCAGGAGCGUAAUGCUGGUCAACGCUUGAACAUCAUUAUCGUUGCCGAGGGUGCUAUCGAUCGUGAAGGCAAUCCCAUCACAGCAGAGGAUGUGAAAAAAGUGGUUGUUGACAAGCUGCAGCAAGAUACGCGCAUCACUGUGCUCGGUCACGUGCAACGCGGUGGCAAUCCCAGCGCUUUUGAUCGUGUGUUGGGUUGCCGUAUGGGCGCCGAAGCUACGCUGGCACUUAUGGAGGCCACUUCCGACUCGGUGCCAUGUGUUGUCUCGUUGGAUGGCAAUCAGGCGGUACGCGUGCCGCUGAUGGAGUGCGUGGAACGCACAAAGGAAGUUGCACAAGCAAUGGCGGAGAAGAACUGGGAGUUGGCAGUGAAAUUGCGCGGACGCUCGUUCGAACGCAAUUUGGAGACCUACAAGAUGUUGACGCGCUUGAAGCCACCAAAAGAGUUGGGCGAAGGCGGGCGGGGUUACCGUUUGGCGGUUAUGCACAUUGGCGCACCCGCCUGCGGCAUGAAUGCUGCUGUACGCAGUUUUGUGCGUAACUGCAUUUAUCGCGGCGACACCGUUUUCGGGGUACAUGACGGCAUUGAGGGUCUCAUUGCUGGCAAUAUCAAGGAAAUGGGCUGGUCUGAUGUAACCGGUUGGGUGGGUCAAGGUGGUGCUUUCCUCGGUACUAAGCGCACGCUGCCCGAAGGCAAGUUCAAGGAGAUUGCUGCACGUCUUAAGGAGUUCAAAAUCCAAGGUUUACUGGUGAUUGGCGGUUUUGAGGCCUACCAUGCUUGCGGUCAGAUUUCCGAUCAACGACCCAACUAUCCCGAAUUCUGUAUCCCACUGGUUGUUGUGCCAUCGACUAUUUCGAAUAAUGUUCCUGGCACCGAAUUCUCGCUCGGCUGCGACACGGGUCUUAAUGAGAUCACUGAAAUCUGCGAUCGCAUACGUCAGUCGGCGCAGGGCACAAAACGUCGUGUUUUCGUCAUUGAGACAAUGGGCGGCUAUUGCGGUUAUCUCGCCACUUUGGCGGGUUUAGCUGGCGGCGCUGAUGCAGCCUACAUUUAUGAGGAGAAAUUCUCCAUUAAAGAUCUGCAACAGGACGUCUAUCACAUGGCAUCCAAAAUGGCUGAGGGUGUGCAGCGUGGUUUGAUUUUGCGCAAUGAAAAGGCAUCUGAAAACUAUAACACCGAUUUCAUACAUCGUCUUUACUCGGAGGAAGGAAAAGGGCUGUUCUCAUGCCGCAUGAAUAUUUUAGGUCACAUGCAACAGGGUGGUUCACCAACACCAUUCGAUCGUAAUAUGGGCACCAAAAUGGCGGCCAAAUGCGUCGAAUGGUUGAAUGAUCAAAUCAAGCAAAAUACUAAACCAGAUGGCACUGUACGUUGUGAGAGCACCGAUUCAGCCUGUUUGCUUGGCAUUGUACGUCGCCAGUACCGUUUCACACCGUUGGCCGAUUUAAUUGCCGAAACCAACUUCGAACAACGCAUCCCGAAGACACAGUGGUGGCUGAAAUUGCGUCCACUCUUGAGAAUUCUAGCUAAACAUGACUCUGCCUACGAAGAAGAGGGUAUGUACAUAACUGUCGAAGAGGAGUGUGCUACCGAUGCCGUUGCUUAAGUAUUGGCUACAGUACAAAAUAGUCGUGUAGCAAGUGACCAACACACACAUACUAAAGUAUAUGUUACUCGUAUUAAAACAUCGCCAGUUGCAAUAAAGUAUAAGCUACCGAAUACGUCAAAGUUUGAAAGAAAAAAGCAAAACCAAACAUAAUCAUGAACAAAUAAAUACAAAAGUAAAUAGUAAACAUACAUACAUAUAAAUAUAUUUAUCUCAUCACAUGGUGCUUUGUUAGUUUAGCAAAGUUCGUCAUUAUUUUAUUUAAAUAACUAUUAUGUUAAAUACAUUUAAAAACUAUAUACAUACACACACACAAAUACACUCAAAUAUGUCUCAUAAUAUGAAGAAAAAAAUUACACUUGAAAGUUGUUAACAAAAACUCAGGUUCUAGCACAAUUCUACACAAACUUUGUUUAAUGUUGAGUAACAGUAGGAGCAACCGAAAUUGUAUAUUUUAUGUUCAUCAAAAAAAUAUCGCUUUUUGGCAUUAAUAUUCCCAUGA